UGGACAGGAUACAAUUAUUCGCAUUCAGAAGAAAAUGCUGGGUUGUUCGAGCGGGGCGGAUAGAUACCUCGCUCGUACGCUCACUUCAGCUCGACCGACUAGCUAAUCUCUACAACAUCUGAGAAACCUCGCCAGCUAGCUACACGAGAACUUGUUUCGUUGAGAAAUCCACACAAUGUGGAAUCGAUGCACGUGUACAAACGUAGUUUUUUUUAUCGGACAUUAAGGGGGCGGACACGAUCUAUUUAGCUUACGCAAGCUCAUAUUUGAUUUAAUAUAAUAAACUAAACUGAUUUAUAUAAGAAAUUAUAAGACAGGUUAUUUUUCUAAUCAUAUCUCAACAUCAUUUAAAGACAGACUAUUUUCACCAUCGAAUAACUCGUUUUGAGGAACCAACUGCUGGUCCCACGGUCUACCUGAUMAGUAUGAGCGAGAUUACAGAACCUUCUAAUGAUGCUCCCACUCCUACUGAAGCCGACAUUAACCCUGCACCCACAGCCGUCAUUCCCCCUGCACCCACAGCCCCCACCCAGUCCGAGGUGACGAUGACGACACCGGCUGAGAAGACACAGGAGAAGGCGGCUGAGGAUGUGGUGGCCGUGGAGGAAGAGGAAGAAGAAUAUGUGGUGGAGAAAGUUUUGAAUCGAAGGGUGGUGAAAGGGAGAGUGGAGUACCUUCUUAAGUGGAAAGGCUUUUCYGAGGGUGACAACACAUGGGAGCCAGAGGAUAAUUUGGACUGCCCCGACCUGAUUGCACUGUUUCUGCAGAAACAGAAAUCCGCUCAUGAGUCUGUAGGCAAGAGGAAGUCUGCAGAGCCUAAUGUGGAAGGAGAGGAAAGUCGACCCAAGAAGAAAAAAGAUGACCCAGAGAAACUAAGGGGCUUCACUCGAGGUUUGGAUCCAGAAAGGAUUAUUGGCGCCACUGACUCCACUGGAGAACUCAUGUUCCUCAUGAAAUGGAAAAACUCGGAUGAAGCAGACCUGGUACCCGCUAAGGAAGCAAACGUGAAGUGUCCACAGGUGGUCAUAUCCUUCUAUGAGGAGCGGCUCACGUGGCACUCUUACCCCGCCGAGGAGGAGGAGGAGAAGAAGGACGACAAGAACUAGCCGUUUUGGAGAGCGGUAUCAAGCUGGUUCUGAAGACUGUAGAGGUAGUGUCAAGGGCUUAUGGGGCUCUAGGCAAAGGGUCUGAGACAAGCACGACAGCACAUGGACUCCCUUUUUGGUUUAAUAUCACCCAUCAGGUUAAAAUCUCUGGAUAUGACCAAAGUCAAUACAGGCUAUGGGUUCUCUUGAGAAAUCACAACCCUGGAAGAAAUGUAUAAUGCAGUGUUAAAUGUUUUAAGAUUCACUCUAGUGACCAUUUGGAUACUACAAGAUCAUUUUCACAGGGCAGUUGACUAAGAGGUCUAGGCCUUGUACAUUACUGUGUAGGCUGGUGGAAAUGUUAUCAUUCAUAGUCUUGUAAACAAGUCAACGGUGCCAUUUAGUUUUAUGUAAAUGUUUUGUAGCUUAUAGUGCAAAACAAUGUUAAUCUUUGCUCGUUUUGUGACCGUUUUAGUGUAUUGAGGUGACAACACAUUUUUGAAAACCAUGUUUUUUUUUUUUACUUUGCUCAUGUGUCCAUCUUAUUCUAACAUUUUCAUAAACAGGACUUGCUUGUCUGUUUUUGGAGAAUAAACUUGUUACAAUUGUCA
Salvelinus sp. IW2-2015 is the source of this 1696-nucleotide messenger RNA. Its product is annotated as chromobox protein homolog 1. Gene Ontology annotation, molecular function: chromatin binding. Lineage: Eukaryota; Metazoa; Chordata; Actinopteri; Salmoniformes; Salmonidae. The record is from RefSeq and is a predicted model, not a curated record. Gene Ontology annotation, biological process: chromatin organization; negative regulation of transcription by RNA polymerase II. Gene Ontology annotation, cellular component: nucleus; pericentric heterochromatin.